AUCGCCGUGGUGUUCAGUUAUACAAUGGAUGCGACGGCCAUGUGGUCUCCCAAUGCAGGGCACUUGUUCACCCCCUUUCGUGCCAGGAGAGGCUGCAAACCCAUUAUCCAAUUAGCAGGACUCACAAUCAUUACUCCCCAAUUAGGCCGCAACACGUGAAUUCACUCCCCUUCUUAUUCAAAGACCCCCUCGGCGAUAGGGACGCGCGCCAUCGCAAUAAGACAUUUGUGCACGAUUGAGCAAGUAAAUAAAGUAUGCACGCUGUGGUGAACGCCUUCAUGCGUUGCCUCGCCUUCCUGCUGCCGCCCUCCUGGCUUUGCGUCAGCCUCUGCUUGUGGGCCAGUGAGUGCCGAGACACGCCGCCGCGGCCCAAUCCCAGAGCUCGUUUGGGAGCCACAAAGCCUCUCACAUAUGAGGAAGUAGCUGCAGUGCACGGCGGUGGCGCUGGCGGUGCUGCUGCUGCCUCCUCCUCCUCCUCCCCUUCCAGCACGUCGUCGGCCUCUCCCGCUCCAGGCUGCGUCUGGCCGGCUCCGUCGGACGCUCGGAUCUGGGUCCGGGUCGCGUGGCAAGCCGUGGAGCGCGUCUUGGGAGCUCCGUGGGUUCUCCUGCGCGAGGGUAGCCGUCGUGCGACGUCGCGUCCCGCCCGCCCCCUCGACCCGAGCUCGGCUUCCGGAGGCGCCUUCGCCUGCUCCGGGGAGACGAUGAGCGCGGCCGCGGGGAUCACCGGCAAGUGCACCCCGGACUCGGCCGCCGAGGAGGUCAUCACCGUGGACCAUCGGCUCUCCCAGGAGAUGGGCACGGUGACCAUCACGGUCGCCAUCCAGGCGGCCGAAGACGAGGAGCCGGAGGAAUUCUCGCCAGGGCUCGUCGACUUCAUCGGCGGCAGCUGCAGCGAGGACGAACUCGGCAGGCACGACAAGUCCAGUGGUGCUGGGACCAGUGGUGGGGAGUUAGAGGAAGAGAGCUGGCAGCCCCCCGACCAGGACCUCAUCCAAAAGCUAGUGACCCAGAUCGAGUACUACUUGUCGGACGAAAACCUGGAGCACGAUGCCUUCCUGCUCAAGCACGUGCGGCGCAACAAGCUGGGCUUUGUCAGUGUCAAGCUGCUGACUUCCUUUAAAAAGGUGAAACACUUGACCCGCGACUGGAGAACGACCGCUUUUGCCCUAAGACAAUCCAAGCUACUCGAGCUCAAUGACGAGGGCCGCAAAGUGCGACGCAAGUCUGCUGUGCCGGUUUUCGCCAGUGAGUCGCUGCCUAGCCGCAUGCUGCUGCUGAGCGAGCUGCAGCGCUGGCCCGAGCUGGCCCGGCUCACGAAGAACGGAGGCGGCGAGAGCGGCGCUGCUCAGCAGGAGCAGCUGAUGAAGCUGCUGCUCAAAGCCUUCGGGACAUAUGGCGCCAUUGCGUCGGUCCGCGUCCUCAAGCCCGGCAAGGACCUGCCUGCCGACCUGAAGAGGCUGAGUGGCCGUUACGCUCAGCUGGGCACCGAGGAGUGCGCCAUCGUGGAGUUCGAAGAAGUGGAGGCGGCCGUCAAAGCCAAUGAGGCCGUAGGCAGUGAGGAAGGUGGGAGUGGCUCGCCUGGCUUGAAGGUGGUCCUGAUCGGAACCAAACCUCCGAAAAAGAAAGUCCAGAAGGAGCGAGCCAGCGAAGAGGCGCCUACAACAGGCAUGCGCAAAAGCCGGUCACUCAACAGCCGUGUCAGAGAGCUCCAGUACAACGCCGACGACUCAGCCUGCAGCUCCUCGGAUACGGAAAGCACGCCCACGUCGCCCCGGCCAGCCCGCAAGUCGCAGUCUUGCAACAAGCUUAGCCCGACGGCCGCAGGUGUGGCCUUCCAGAACAAUCACCUGUCUCCCCGCAACAGUCCGUGGUCCAGCCCCCGCGCCAGCCCCUGCGCACAACGCAAAUCCCACCCCUCCCACAAAUCACCCUUAGCCAGCCAAGGCCGCCUAAGCCCCGAGCCCGGGCGCCGCUGGGCCGACUACUCGUCCGACAGCAGCCUGACGCCGUCCGGCAGCCCGUGGGUGCAGAGGCGCAAGCAGGUGGCCUCUCAGGAGAGCAGCCCGGUGGGGAGCCCCAUGUUGGCCCGCAAGAUCCAGAAUGCGGACGGCCUCCCGCCGGGCGUCACCAGGCUCCCACGGGGCCCCGACGGAACCCGCGGGUUCCACUGCGGAGUGCUGGCCGAGAGGGGAGGCAAGAGUGCCUCUACCCAGACUUGACUUGUGAAAAGCAUCACGCUCGUACCAAACCUGAGCUGCCCCCUCAUCUCUAAUUCGACCUCAAACUAUUUUUGUUCUCUCGUUCUAUUUUUAUACCAAAUUUUGUUGAUAUGGCGAUAUAAAUACUUGGCUAAUGGAAAUUUGAUUUCAUUUAAGUUGUUGCUUUAAGAACUGUACACCUAUUUAAAAAAAAAAAAAAAUGUCAAAGGAGCUUUUCUUUUUUUUUUUUUUUUGCUUCCCUUUUUAAAUUGAUUUGUCUUAAUGUGUGCAAACCUCACACAAAGGAUGGUGUAUUGUGUACAUGGAUUUCACCUUAUGCCUUUUUUUCUGUUGGUUUAUACACUUAUUUUUUUACAUAUUUAAAACAAGGCCAUAGAUGCAAUCAGGCUGGACAGUUCCUUUCUCUUAAUUUCCACCUUUUUAAUUUAAGUUCUUUUUCCACUUGGAAGGGUCUCUUUAAGCCAUAUAUUUGUUCAGCAUGCAGCUGCUUGUAUUUAUUCAUUUUUUAAUUUAUAUAUUAAAAAAAAUGUUCUCCUUGGCAUUGAGUGAGGGCAGGGGAUGCUCAUGUUGGGCAAGAAGAGAUGCUCAUGUCCCGUCCUCUACACUUUAACUGGGGUUACUUGUACAGUGCAAAUCCAAUUGUGCAAAUAAAGCGCUAAAACUGCA
Molecule: messenger RNA, 2885 nt
Organism: Syngnathoides biaculeatus (alligator pipefish)
Lineage: Eukaryota; Metazoa; Chordata; Actinopteri; Syngnathiformes; Syngnathidae
Gene: larp6a
Product: La ribonucleoprotein 6, translational regulator a
Exons: 3
Coding region: 255-2219 (654 amino acids)
Biological process (GO): RNA processing
Cellular component (GO): nucleus
Molecular function (GO): mRNA binding
Source: RefSeq, a predicted model, not a curated record